This is a messenger RNA of Vicia villosa (hairy vetch), 2436 nucleotides long. RefSeq lists its product as uncharacterized. NCBI's taxonomy places the organism in Eukaryota, Viridiplantae, Streptophyta, Magnoliopsida, Fabales, Fabaceae. Bases 1 to 2436 code for a protein of 811 amino acids. The record is from RefSeq and is a predicted model, not a curated record. The transcript is spliced from 5 exons.
AUGGAUGGUCUGAAUCAAAAGGCUCUUGAAGAUAAAUGGUUUAGCAGUGUGUUAUGCAAAAAAAGAUCAGCAGAAGCAAGACUUCAUCGUAAACGUCAACUUCAAUCCAAGAGAGCAAAGAAAUUGAAUGGACUGCAGAAGGAGAAUGUAGGAAAGACUACCCCAAUUAGUAGUCAUGAUAAUGCUCAUGCAACAAUUCCAUUUUCUACCAUCUCUCAGAACAUUCCAAGUUCCAGCAAUUCGGUUAUAACAAAUUUGCAGAAAACUCAUGCUUCCUCAGUGAUCAGCAGUCUUGCAAAUUCGUUGAAUAAAAAACGUCCAAGAGUGGUUACAUGCAGAAACAUCAAUAUGAGAGGGACGAAUUUAAAGAAUAGAUUUGAUAACGUUGUUGGUGAAUGUGGUUCUACAUCUUCAAAAAACUCUCUAUUACAUACUACUGAAAUCAAUGAACUUUUUGAAGAUGACAACGAAGAGGAUAAUAUGCAUGAUGAUUCGUCAGAGAGUUGGAGUUCAGACGACAGCAUGGUUAUGGACGAAGAUGAAGAAGAUAUGGACAAUCAAGCUGUAAUGGUCAAUGCACUACCAUCAGGAGAUUUUUACGACAUAGGUGAUCCAGUGUUUGAAUGUCCAAAAUGUGGUGCAAACAUGUGGUAUUUAGAAAGGAAGACCAAGUGUCGGCAAACAUUAAGUCCUAAGUUCACAAUGUGUUGCGGGGAUGGUAAAGUUCAAAUUCCUCUGUUGAGAGAACCUCCACCGGUGUUACAGAAACUGCUGUUUGACCAAACAAACCCUGAAUCAAAACUAUUUCAACAACAAAUACGUCUUUUCAACAUGAUGUUUGCAUUUACGUCUCCGGGUGCUAAAAUGGACAACCGUUUUAACAAUGGUAGAGGUCCUCCAAAUUACCGAAUUCAAGGACAAUCAUGUCAUCGUAUAGGUAGCAUGUUACCAUUGCCAGGUCAAAAUCCCCGAUUUGCACAACUCUAUAUAUAUGAUACUGAACAUGAAAUACAGCAUAGAGUAAACGGAUUCAAGACAAAAGACGGAAUAGAUCUUGACAUAGUGAAGAAACUCUCUUCUAUGUUAUAUCAACACAAUGUUCAUGCCCAGAGUUUUAAGAUGGCAAGGGAUAUACUUUCCGAAGGCAAUGUUUCUGACCUAAAGCUCCGUCUUAUUUCCGAGCGACGCACCGAUGGAAGAAUUUAUAAUCAACCAACUGUUUCUGAAGUUGCUGCUCUAAUUGUUGGUGAUGUUGACACUGCUGAGAAGAGGGACAUAAUAAUGCACAAACAGACUGGACAACUUCAAAGAAUAGAUGAAUAUCAUACAUCAUAUUUGGGAUUUCAAUAUCCAUUGCUUUUCCCUUAUGGCGAAGAUGGUUACAUGUCGAACAUUAGACAUCGUAAUCAAGAUUCCAACAAUAGACGUAACUCAGAAUCAAUGACUGGAGUAGCCGACAACGAGGAUGUUCCGUGGGAGCAAGCAAAUAAAAGAAAUAGACUCACAAUUAGAGAGUGGUUUGCAUUUCGUAUUCAAGCCAGAAAGAAUGAGGCCCAAACGGUUAUCAGAUCAAGAAGGUUAUUUCAACAGUUUUUGGUUGAUGGUUAUACAAUGAUGGAAUCUGAGAGACUUCGAUGGUUAAGAAAAAAUCAAUCUAAACUUCGGGUUGGAAAGUAUAACUAUCUAACAGAUAUCAGAACCAAUGGACAUACCGAUGGUGCAAACACAGGGAAAAGAGUUGUCCUUCCAUCGUCCUAUGUUGGUAGUCGCAGAUACAUGGAUCAACUUUACUUUGAUGUAAUGGCAAUAUGUAGUUAUGUUGGAUUUCCCGAUCUAUUCAUAACGUUUACGUGUAAUCCAAACUGGCCAGAAUUGAAACGUGUACUUGCUUCUAAUAAUUUGACACCAGCAGAUCGGCCGGACCUCAUCACAAGAAUAUUUAAGAUGAAAUUCGAUGAGUUACUGUCAGAUUUGACUAAAAAAAGUUGUAUGGGCAAAGUUCUUGCGUAUAUGUACACAAUUGAGUUUCAGAAAAGAGGCCUUCCCCACGCUCAUAUUUUGAUAUUUCUACAUCCAUCCAGCAAAUAUCCAACACCUGCUGAUAUUGACCGUAUUAUAUCUGCCGAAAUUCCGAACAAGGACACCGACGGAGACUUAUAUAACUUGGUAAAAAGUCACAUGAUUCACGGACCAUGCGGAAACGCAAACCGGUCUUUGCAAUGCAUGAAGGAUGGUAAAUGUUCCAAAUACUUUCCUAAAGACUUUCGGGCUGAGACAGUCGUCGAUCAAGAUGGUUAUCCGGUUUACAGAAGAAGGGACAACGGUCACACUGUCAUUAGGAAUGGUAUAGAGGUUGACAAUAGAUUUGUUGUUCCUUACAAUGCAAAAUUGUUGUUGAAGUUCAGAACUCAUAUUAAUAUGGAAUGGUGCAAUUAA